ACUUCCUGCCAUGGCGCCAAAUCCGGUCUCGACUUGUCAUUUCUCUAUCUGGCUUUUCGUAUUUUGUACACCAACUGUUCGAUGAUAUGUCUUAAAGAAACCUCGUCCUGAUUCAUUCGCCUCACUAGUUGCGAGCCUUCAUUACGGUAUGUCAUCGAAUUGGUAGUAUGGGAUUUCGCAAUCUCUAGUCUUUUAUCGCCCUAGCUCUCGUUUGAAGGGAGAUUCUUUGGAUUUUGGUUUGAUAAAGGUUAAAGAUAAGAUUUUGACGAUGAGUUCUACUGUUUGGUGGGAAGGAGCUGAGAAGACACGAGUUCUCAUUGCCUCAGAUUCAGGAUGUGGCGGAAACAAACCCGGAGAACUAUUAACACUUCGCCAUCCAAAAUCAGACAAUGGAACAUGCUACCUUUUCAGUAAUGGGAUGCUUCAAGAAAUUCAAUGGUUUAAGCAAUCAUAUGGUUCUUGGUUCCUGGGAGAUUACAUUUCUCAAGAUGGAAGCUUGUACAUGGCCACUCCGGUUGAUCCUGUUUUCAUCUUGUUGCCUAUUUUCGACGAGGCAAGAAUGAAGAAAGGUGAAGAUCCUGGAAAGUUCAGGCAGCUGGAUGAGAUUUUGUUUGUGGAAGGAUAUCCUGAAUAUCAACAUUUGCUGCCACUUGCGGAGAAGAGUAUGGAGAUCGUUUGUCAGACUCAAGAGGUUGGGUCUAUGAAGUUCUAUCGGCUUGAUAACUCGAAAGUCUUAGCUUGGUUAACUUGUAAGGUAAGCUGUUUAAAGAAGACUCUUCCGGAACUGGACAAGAACUAUGCAGCUCAAGGCGAGAAGCAAACAUUGGUGGAUGCAGUUUCAAUUGUCGGUGAGUACCUGAAGACAGAGUCUUGGUUGAAGCUCCUCUAUGAUCAUCUUGGACUCGAGUUUGUUGACCCAACGAUGAAAGAAACCAAUACAGAGAACUUUCCAAAUGCAAAUGAGAAUAAGAUGGAAUACUCAAAUUCAUCACAGGAGAAAGCAAAUAAGAAGACAGGAAAACCUGGGAAGCAGAUAAAGCAAGCAAAGGUAGAGACUGGAUCAAAGAACAUAAGAGAUAUGUUUUCAAGGGCUUGUAAGAAAAAAUGCUGAAAUGUUUGAAACUAUUUCAACUAUUUAUGAUUGAUUUUUCAGCUACCAAAUGAUAUUUGCUUAGCUAUCAACGUUUUGAACAAAGACUAACUCACGUGUUAUUUGAAUUCUAAAUUCGUAACCAGUGUUGCUUAUUAGCUGAAAUAUGUAUGUCUUUCUGGUACAAGAAUCUGCUAAUUUUUGU
This is a messenger RNA of Brassica oleracea var. oleracea, 1295 nucleotides long. Its product is annotated as ribonuclease H2 subunit B-like. NCBI's taxonomy places the organism in Eukaryota, Viridiplantae, Streptophyta, Magnoliopsida, Brassicales, Brassicaceae. Bases 269 to 1111 code for a protein of 280 amino acids. Gene Ontology annotation, cellular component: ribonuclease H2 complex; nucleoplasm. The record is from RefSeq and is a predicted model, not a curated record. Gene Ontology annotation, biological process: ribonucleotide metabolic process; RNA catabolic process. The transcript has 11 exons.